CAGCUCACCCCUUCCCUCUCUGUCUUAUUUCUUAUGUCUUUCUUCCCCCUGCAGAGAUGGAUUGCGUGCCUUGGCUGAGCUGCGCAGCUGCUGCAGAGAUCUCACGGCGGCGCAGAUGAAAGUAUCGGUCUGGGCUUUGUCGCAGCACCGAGAGCUCGCUCCUUCGGCCCCGUCUCGUGAUCAUCAUCACAUCCAUCGCCAAAAACGCCGUGCCGUGCAGACACCCACGACAACCAACAUUCGAGUGGAUAAUAAGAGAAAAGCCGAUAGGUCGAUAAAUAGCCUAAAUAUGGCGGCUAUAACCGCGUUAUAACCGUAAACAUCGACUGACGGUAGGGACUAUUGCCUCGAUAACCUAACCGCGCAACAGAAGAGGAGGAAAGACGCACUUGUUCAGGAAAGGAACAUCACUUGUGUAGAGGCUGCUCACUGGCCCAAAGAGACAUGAGACAACUGCAGGAGGCAGGUAACUAGGCAACAAUAGAAACACUGCACGCGCCACGGCGGGAUAAAAUGGGGUACAAGUACCCCGGGGCAGCGAUGGACCGCGUCAGCUUGCUGUGGCGUCUACGUCGCCGGGCUCGUCGCGGGGCGCUAUGUAUGGGCCUCUUCUGCAUCUCCAUGGCAAUGCUCUAUGCCCUCUGCGCCGAGAACAGCGUACCCGUCACCGAUGCUAUCUUCGGGGUGCGGGCACGGACCCGCGCCCAGCCCCGGGCACACUCCAUCAUCAAGGUGCUGAGAGGUGGGGCCAAGCCCAUGUACCUCGACCCCCAGAAGCUCCCCGGCGUCAUCCCUGGCAACGCCCACCGUCCAAUCCCAGUCCUCUCCUCCCCAAACCACACACAGGAAGUCACAGCUAAGGAGACACACCCAAAACACCCCAAGAGAGAGCGCGAGUCAUCGGGAUUCUUCGCCUGGCUCUUGCCGCGCCCCUUCAGGCGGGCCAUGGAGACCCUGUUUGGGGGCCGUCGCCGGGGGGAGCUUAGUGGAACAGUCGGGGACGCAGAAUUUUUUGGUCCUCACAGAGCUCUGGGGGAGGUCUGGGACGACGAGAUGUCCAGUAGCAUGCUGGGGAAGAGGCUGAGGAAAGUGGUGCAGAACUAUCAGGCGAUGAAUAAGUAUGGUGUGGAGUUCUCUGGUCCUGGGGGCGUGGCCACUCGUCCUAAAGUGAGCGGCUCUGAGUUGCUGUGCCAGCUGAAGUACAAGGUAGACGUUGCGACCCUGACCCCUGACCUCGAGCCCUUCUCCUCUCUGCCCUGGGCGUACCAGCUGCCCCUACAACCCAUAACCUCUGACCUUGGACCCUACAAGAGCUGUGCGGUGGUAUCAUCGGCUGGGUCACUACGCUACUCUGGACUGGGCAAGGAGAUUGACUCCCAUGAUGCAGUGCUGCGGUUCAACGCAGCGCCCACCGUGGGGUACGAGAAAGACGUCGGCUCCAAGACCACCGUCCGCCUCCUUAACUCCCAGGUGAUGGCAUCAGACGACCACCGCUUCCUGUCCAGCUCUCUGUACAGCACAGGUGUUCUGGUGGCCUGGGACCCUUCCCCCUUUUCUGCUGACCUCAGCCAGUGGUACAACAAGACUGACUACCCCAUCUUCGCCCAGUACCAGCGGUACAGGAGGCUCCACCCCCUCCAGCCCUUCUACAUCCUGCACCCCAGCUUUGAGUGGCAGCUCUGGCAGCGAAUCCAGGACAACAUGGCCGAGCCCAUCCAGAAGAACCCGCCCUCCUCUGGACUGCUGGGUACGGUUUUGAUGAUGUCCCUGUGUGAGGUAGUACACGUGUAUGAGUUCCUGCCAUCUCAGAGGAAGACGGAACUGUGUCACUACUACCAGCGCUUCUACGACGCAGCCUGCACUCUGGGAGCCUACCACCCCCUGCUCUACGAGAAGAACCUGGUCAAGAGGAUGAACCAGGGGCUCGACAGGGACAUCUACACCCACGGACGGGUCACCCUGCCUGGGUUCAGCACUCUCAACUGCACCCGGGGGCCUGAAAUUGUACCAGCAAGCGCUGACUGAGAUAAUAAGAGAGAUCAUAUUACAGUCAGAAACACACACAGGUGGUAAAUAAAGAAACACAAUCAUAUUCACAAGCACAGCAUGUAUAACAAUAUGACUGACUACUUUAUCAUGUGCAAUCAAUUCAGACAAUCUCUAAAUCAUGGACUGAUGGACAUUGACAGACAUGUAUACAUGUUUGACACUGCCAUAACUAAAUGGAAUCUUGCAACUAAUGUAAAUACCCUUUACUCGCUCAAACACGCACAGGUGCACAGAAUUCCUUGUGACAGCACAUACAAGAAAUCACACACAUACAUCAUACAAUAGACUGUCUGCAAAAAACCCACAAACUCACAGUUUUGCCGAUAUCCCUCUUUCCCUAUGUGAAUAUAAGCUAUAAGCGUAGUCAUUCCACUGUGAUGCGCUGUUGUCCUGUCUCUGUCUCUCAGGUUGUGACUGAGGGACAGAAAGAAGAGAGCAGCUCCUCUCUCAUUACUGAAGAUUGUCUCUGCAUGCCUGCCUUCAGCUGCACUACCACACACACAUAUACACACCGAACCUGUACCCUAUGUGGACUAGUUGAAAAUGGACUUGAAGAGAAACUGAGGAGACUGCAUGAAGCUCUGACAAGAAGAGUGGCACCUCUUGGAUAUGCUAUAUAAUUGACCAUAGACCUGAUGGAGAUAAAUCCUUGAGUGAAAUGUGAAGGCUAACUGAAGGAAGCAACUGGAGUUCAUAGCAUGAUGCGUGACAUCUAAGGGCGACCCAGAGAUUACCUCAUCAAGACAUGGACCAGAUACAUUGGGUCACAGAGGUCGUGCGGUGACACACACACACACACACACACACACACACCAGCCAGACUAGCAGUCUUCUCACUCAUGAAUGAGCCAACCAUCCAGCCCACCAUGGACCAAUGAGAACUGAGAACAGUUGUUCUGGACUGGCUGAGGAUUUCGUGGGCAUCUAAUGCCCCUUUGUGGGUGAACAAAAUAACUGGAUUAUUGUAUUUCCUUCCAGGAAGAAAAAAUGGAAGUUUGUUAAAAGUAGAAGUUUGUUUUGGCAAAUAAAAACCCUGGUCUGCAUCCAAAAUGGCAACCCUGAUCUAAUCAAAUGAAGAAAGGAUUUCUAGGACUGCACUGAUUUACCUACUCUACGAGAACCAAAUAAUGCUUUAUUUGUCAUUUUUACUGAGAUGCAUAAUAACUUUAUAAUUUACACCUCCAAGGGGGCUUUAUAGAUUUAGAAUCAUUGAUGUCAUAAUAUUGAAAAUUUAAUUAGAAUGACAGUCAAACCCCUUGUUGUUGCACUUCUGUCCAUGUUUGCCAGCCUUUCUCCCCUACCCUGCCUGUUACGUGUCAAAUGUCAUAGCAUCUCAUCAUUCUGCACUCAUAAGCUAAUUCUAUACCAUCCUGCUCAGACAACCCCAGUCUUCAUAGCAAACCACUGCUCACCUCGGUAACACUGCCCACACGUUAGCCGCCCCUACGUUACAAAACGCUUUUACCCAAUAUUGCACAAAAUGGUUGCUAACAUUGCCAAUAUGGUAGGGUUGCUGAUACAUUUUCCAUAGUAAGAAUGAUCCGAAUAAUGUAAUUGACUUUGAAUUUGUGUUCAGAUCAUUUGUUAAACCAACUGAAUGAAUGAAUGUGCUUCUGGAGUGUGCAUUGUUGCACUGCCUAUACAUACAUCCACCAUUUCCCAACCAGCACAGAACAUUCUCCUAAUGUUGCCACAACAUUGGGAAAGUAAGGCUGUUUAUGUUAUUUUUAGACCAUGGCUAGGGGUGUUUUUAGAAUGUUUACAGAUGUUGUUUCAUGGUUUCUUUGGGACUUCUGUCACCCUGAUAGCAAUGUGUACCACUGAACAGAAAUAUUAAUGCAAUGUGUAAAGUGUUGGUCCCAUGUUUCAUGAUCUGAAAUAAAAGAUCCCAGAAAUUUU
Messenger RNA from Oncorhynchus mykiss (rainbow trout), 3948 nucleotides. RefSeq names its product ST6 beta-galactosamide alpha-2,6-sialyltranferase 1 (gene st6gal1). Gene Ontology annotation, biological process: sialylation. Lineage: Eukaryota; Metazoa; Chordata; Actinopteri; Salmoniformes; Salmonidae. Gene Ontology annotation, cellular component: Golgi apparatus. Gene Ontology annotation, molecular function: beta-galactoside alpha-2,6-sialyltransferase activity. The record is from RefSeq and is a predicted model, not a curated record.